Molecule: messenger RNA, 741 nt
Organism: Adineta steineri
Lineage: Eukaryota; Metazoa; Rotifera; Eurotatoria; Adinetida; Adinetidae
Source: the annotation of a GenBank genome assembly
AUGAAAUUUUUUCAUCUCGCGAUCGUAACAUCAUUAGUAUGUGGAUUAGAAUUUUGUACAGCAUCAGCAUUUACUUAUAUUCCACCUAUAUUAUUUAAAGCUGGAAUAUCUGAAUUAUCAAUGACAUGGAUAAUGGGUUGUGGUAAUCUUAUUGAAGCACCUACAAUUGGCCUUAGUUUAUUAGUAAUUAGUUGUAUUUUAUUUUAUUUUGCUGCUCAGGCUUGUUUUAAUCCAUGUGAAUCAUUAAUUUAUGAUAUUUAUAAAGGUACAUCACAAGAAUCUUCCUGUUUUUUUGUUUAUUCAUUUAUGACAUCAUUUGGAGGAUGUUUAGGUUAUUUAAUUACAGCAACUGAUUGGACUGAAUCGUACUUAAGUAAUUAUAUGCAAGGACAAGAAAAAUUAACAUUUUACGUAAUUUUAUUAUUCUUUUCCAUAACACUUUGUUGUACAUUAAUAUCAGCAAAUGAAAAAGUUCCAGUAAUCAAUGAUAAUCUCGAUGAACAAUCUUUAUUUAAUAAUAUUCAUAUAUGUCAUUUUUUAUUUCCUAUAAAAUUCUUAAAAAUUCUUAUUACAAUGCCAUUUGUUUUACGUCGUUUAACAUUAGCUGAAUGUUGUUCAUGGUCAGUUAUAAUGAUAUUUAAUUUACUUUUUACUGAUUUUGUUGAUCAAACUGUUUAUAUCGGUGAUCCAAGUGCGGAUGAAUUAUCGGAAGAGCGUCUUCGAUAUGAUCAAGGUGUAUGA